CGGGUUUGACGUUCGCUGUUGUUGCUGGAAGUGGCGUCACCGCGGAGGGACGCGCUGGAAGCGGAAGCGGCCGUUGUGCCGCGCGGCGGCAGAUUCGGGCGCCUGAGGCGGGCGGCUCCGGCCGCGGAAAGUGUCGCCGGCGGUACCUCUUCACUGCUUGGCCCGGGGGGCGUUUGAGUAUUCGUUUGCUGUCAAGAAAAGGAAUUCUACAAAAACAGUGACUGAAGGGAACAGACAACAUUACAAUUACCUCAUAAUCUGAAAGAGCAGCGUUUGGAAUAAUGACAACAGGAGACCUAAGAGGAAGUUUAAGAAAAAUAGAACGAGGACUUCGCAUGUUAAAUUAUCCAAGAGAUGUAGAUUAUACAGUGUUAGUGAAAGGUGAUCCAGCUGCAUUUUUACCCAUAAUUAGCUAUUCCUUUACAUCUUUCUCAACUUACAUAGCAGAACUUCUGGUGAAAUGUGAUGUGGAACUUACAGCAAAGAGUGACUUGCGCUUUAUUGAAGCUAUUUAUAAGCUUCUUCGAGAUCAAUUUCACUAUAAACCAAUUCUAACAAAAGAACAGUUUCUUCAGAUUGGUUUUGCAGAAAGAAAAAUGCAGAUAGUUUGCGACGUUAUCAACUGUGUGGUGAAAAAACAUAAGGAAUUAAGUAGCCUGAAUAAGGCUAAAUCCCUAACAAGGAAGAAAGUCAGACCUUCAAAACAUGAAGUAUGGUCAGAUUGUGGUAAUGUUCUUGCUGAUCUUGGUGGCAGUGCUCUGAAUUCCAAACAGCAUGCUCAAAAGAUGCCUCUUGUAGAACGACACUCAGGAAACGAAGUUAGUGAUGACCUUCCUCUUGCACCUUUUAGUCCAACACCUCUUAAUGCACCAUCCCUUCCAGCAGAGGGAGCUAAUGAAGAAGAAUUGUACUUAGAUGAUGUUAUGGAAGUUAAAUGUGAACAAGUCAUAGAAGACAAUUCCCAAAUUGAGUUCCUAAGAAGUCAGCUUGCUGAUUGCCAGGAAAAGCUUCAUAAGCUAGACUGGAUGGAAGAUAAGGUACAUGUUUUAGAAGAGAGGCUGAAAGGGAAGGUGAUUAUAGAUGAGAAGGACUGGAAUAAUUUGUUGAGCAGAGUUUUGCUUCUUGAAACAGAACUGUUGCUGCAGUCCAAAAAGAGAGACUUAUCUGCAGAGUUCAGCAGCGUAAGUCAAGAUGGUACUUCUGGUAUAAUUCCAGUCUCUCCUGGUAUAGAAAAGGAGGAGGAGAUGACAGAGUGUCUUCAUCAGUCGUCUGGAUACAGUUCACUAGUGUCCACAGACCCAUCUCCCAAAGCCGUGACCAUUAAUUCUCAUGAUCUGACAGACAUUUCGAAGGAGACAACAAGACAAAGAAUGGAAAGGAUAAGUAAAAUAAUUGAAGAAACCUCAGAAUUGUUGAAAACUUCAAGUAACACCUCUGAAAAUACCUGAAAGAACAGUUCUUCAGGCCUGGUCUCUGUAGACGUAUGGAUAUAAAAAUUAAUAUGUAUGUUUGUCCAACAUUAAAUUUUUAAUAUAUCAAAUUUGUAAUGGUCACUGUUUUUAUAUUUCUUUGAGUAAAUAUCUUUUAAUGCAUCUAUGUAUUUAUUAUUAUUAUUUUUUUUUAAUUUUCCUCACUGGCUUUUACUUUCUAAAACUAUUGAAAUAGUUCUUCCCCCUCUCCUUUCAUAGGGCAAAGUCAUUACAGGGGUGUAUUUUUGUGUUGACAUUUGUUAGCAGUGUGUUAAGUAGUAUGUUUUUCGAAGUGUGGGCUUGAGGACCAUGGUUUACAUCCUGCUGGAAAUGCUCCAGCUGGUACUUGCAUAUUGCACCCAAGAGGCUUUAUGGCAUACUGUCUUACCAUCUGUACUGUUGAAUAAGUUUUCAUUAAAACUUAAAUACACAAUUUUAAAUACAUACCUUUUUUAAAUAUAAAUUUUUGUACUCAGCUAGAGAGCACAAACAUAUUAUGGCUUUCCUUUUACACAAACAAAGUGAGGGUCAGUUUGAUCCUAAACACUAAAAUGUGCGACUAAGUCCACAGACUACAAGAGAUGUGUUGAGUGUUUUGGUACUCUUACCCAACACAUUUUAAGACUAGCAGCACAGAUGGACACCAUCCACUAUACAAAGAUGCGCAACACCUUUAUGAUUGGAAGCUGUGUUAAAAUUUCUCUUUAGAAAUGUGAGUAGAUGCAAGACUUUCAAAACAUAUAAUCAAACCAAAAAUGUGUUAAGUAUGGUAAGACUUAUUUCUCAUUGUAAAUUACUGGCCUAUCAUAUCAGUAUUUCUUUGUACUGUAGUGCCCACUUUACAUAAAAUAUUUUGGAAGUUUCAUUCAUAAAAUCAGUGGGGUUUUUUUAGUGUUUUUUUUUUAGUUUUUUUUUUUUAACUUUCCAUUUUUAAUAUAGUUGCUUCCAGAAAAUAAAAGAAGUGGGAGAGUCAGAAGAUAUGAACUUGUUCUUCUCUUUGUUUAAAAACAGAUCUUGGAAAUUACUUCAUUAGUUUUACAGUAAUAUAUAUACUUUUUUCUAGAUAUAAGAGGACGCCUUCUAAAAUGGGACUGCAGCACCAUCUUGUGGAAAUCUUUAUACAAAGUAAUAACCAAAGUAGGAAAAAAUGAAGUGUAUUCUAUACAGUUAAAACCAUUGCUUUAAACUAGCAAUGAUCUAAUAUUUUGAAAUACUAUCUCCUUUUUAAUAUUUCUACUUUGCCUUGGCUUGGAAGAGGGAAAGCAAUUUAAUUAAAAUAGUUAUUAAUAUUUAAUCUUUAUGGCAGGAACCUGUAGAGCAAUGAAUCUGCUUAUGUUGGUAUCAUGCUCAGUAUGGGAAGUGCUAGCCAAUAAAAAUGGUUCAAGUUGCAGGAAUUAAUCCUUCAAUACUUGUGAGUGAAGCAACGUUAGGAAGAAGUGUUUGUUAGUCUGCAAUUUAAUAUCAUCUCUAUUCACUAAUAAAAAAAUUGAAAAUUGA
Messenger RNA from Numida meleagris (helmeted guineafowl), 2966 nucleotides. RefSeq names its product centrosomal protein 44 (gene CEP44). Lineage: Eukaryota; Metazoa; Chordata; Aves; Galliformes; Numididae. The coding region runs from base 282 to 1448 and encodes 388 amino acids. Gene Ontology annotation, cellular component: centrosome; spindle pole. The record is from RefSeq and is a predicted model, not a curated record. The transcript is spliced from 12 exons.